This is a messenger RNA of Gopherus flavomarginatus (Mexican gopher tortoise), 3407 nucleotides long. RefSeq names its product exostosin like glycosyltransferase 3 (gene EXTL3). The coding region runs from base 1121 to 3301 and encodes 726 amino acids. The transcript has 6 exons. Gene Ontology annotation, cellular component: membrane. The record is from RefSeq and is a predicted model, not a curated record. NCBI's taxonomy places the organism in Eukaryota, Metazoa, Chordata, Testudines, Testudinidae. Gene Ontology annotation, molecular function: glycosyltransferase activity.
UGGCCGAAGACGUGCGUGAUCCUGCGGUUUAGGGGAGGGGGAGGACACCGGCCGGCUUCUUGGAACAAACCAACUGUGCCUGGACCGGAGGGGGGGAGCAGGAUCGAACGGACGGAGGAGAAGUAGGCAGCAGCAGCUGCGGCUCCCCCCCUCCUUGCCCCGCCCGAGGACGGCGGCGGGGUGAAGGCCGGGGCGGCGCCUCCCUCAGGAGGGCUGAGAAGGUGCAGGAGCUGACCCUGUUGAUCAUGGGUGGUCCAUGGGUAGUGAGAUCUGAGCAAGAAGGUGGUUGUGAAGGAGUCUGAAAGCGCCCAGAUUAAAUUUUCUCAUUGGUGAUCACAGCUAUCUGACUGGUCGGAAGCUGGAUUCACGUUGCAGAAACCUGAUUUUCAGGGUAGCGCCUAAAGGCUCCAGCGGAGAUCAGGGCCCCAUUAUGGUAGGCACUGAAAAGACACAAUAAGAGACAGCCCCUGCCCAAAGAGCUUACAAUCAAAUUUAAGUGCAACAGCUAUCCCCAGUCAGACCCUUCCCAGGGUCUCCUGGCCCGUGAGGUUCCUUGCCUUUGGUGAGGAGACAGAGAUUGAGAAGAAUCCUUGAGAGGAGCGCUCAAAACAAAAAGAAAACGAGCGCGGGAGCUGAUGAGUGCACAGCAUAGCUCUGCACAGAGGAGCAGAACCUAAGGAGGCAUGGCAGAGUAUCAACAGCGCAGAGGUGAUGAGAGAGACUGAUGCUUAUCCAAGUCUCUUCCAGCUUGUUUUCAACUAUGGCUGUUGAUUCUGCAUAUUCAUUGGAUGGUAAUACAAGAUGUCAAGAGCAGCAGUAACAGGUCGACUUGAUCCCAUUGUGUUUUUGUCGCCAUGACAACACCACACUACUAGCAACAGCCAGUUAACCAGCGAUCAAGGGAGGAGUUCGAUGAUUGAUUCUAAUCGGACCAAAAGUUGCAUUUGCAACAAAAAGGCUGGAGACAGCCAUCAUCACGACAAGAAGAUGAAAUUUCCAUUUUAUUGGCCCCUUAUUAAGCAGGCACAAUAACAUUUUCUUUCAGAGACUUGCUAAUAAAAACUGUUUUGGUUAUGGCUACUGAUCCUACGUGAUUGGGCGCGCACCAACUCUCAGACUCAUGACUGGGUAUACCAUGUUGCGGAAUGGGGGAGUGGGGAAUGGUGGCCAACCCUGGAUGUUACGAUGGUCCAGUCGGAUCCGGCUCACCUGGCUUAGCUUUACCCUAUUCAUCAUCCUCGUCUUCUUCCCCCUCAUCGCCCACUACUACUUGACCACCAUUGAUGACGCGGAUGAUGCCGGCAAGCGCAUCUUCGGCCCCCGCACCGGAAAUGAGUUGUGUGAGGUGAAGCAUGUCCAGGACCUAUGCCGCAUCCGUGAGUCAGUCAGCGAGGAGCUGCUCCAGCUGGAGGCCAAGCGACAGGAGCUCAACAGCGAGAUCGCCAAGUUGAACCUGAAAAUUGAAGCCUGCAAGAAGAGCAUAGAAAACGCCAAGCAGGAUCUCCUGCAGCUGAAGAAUGUCAUCAGCCAGACUGAGCAUUCCUACAAAGAACUGAUGGCUCAGAACCAGCCAAAGCUCUCCUUGCCAAUCCGGCUGCUGCCAGACAAAGAUGAAGCUAACUUGCCUUUGCCAAAAUCCAGCAGGAACUGCAGGCUGCACAACUGCUUUGACUACUCACGCUGCCCACUGACAUCUGGCUUCCCAGUGUAUGUCUACAACAGUGAUCAGUACCCUUUUGGUAGCGCCUUAGACCCUUUAAUUAAGCAAGCCUUUGAGGCAACUGUCAGAACUAAUGUUUAUGUUACUGAAAACGCAAACAUUGCUUGUGUGUAUAUAAUUUUAGUGGGGGAAAUGCAAGAGCCCAUAAUGCCAAAACCUACUGAACUAGAGCAACAGUUGCACUCUUUGCCAUAUUGGAGAACUGAUGGACACAACCAUCUCAUCAUUAAUUUAUCGAGGAAAUCGGAAACUCAGAACUUUAUCUAUAACAUCAGCACAGGGCGCGCCAUGAUUGCCCAAUCCACCUUUUAUGAUGUACAGUAUCGGCCAGGUUUUGAUAUUGUUGUAUCGCCUCUAGUCCAUGCAAUGUCCGAACCCAACUUCCUAGAGAUCCCACCCCAGGUGCCAGUAAAGCGAAAGUACCUGUUCAGUUUCCAGGGAGAGAAAAUAGAGUCUCUUCGAUCCAGCUUGCAAGAGGUUCGUUCGUUUGAAGAGGAAAUCGAAGGCAAUGCCCCAGCUGACUAUGAUGAUCGGAUCAUUACCACCUUGAAGGCUGUCCAAGACAGUAAACUGGACUUUGUCCUGGUGGAAUUCACUUGUAAGAACCAGCCUAAGGCAAGUCUGCCCACUGAGUGGGCUCUUUGUGGAGAAAGGGAUGACAGAUUAGAGCUACUGAAGCUAUCUACUUUUGCACUGAUAAUCACACCAGGGGACACCCAUCUAUUGAUCUCUGCUGGGUGUACCAUGAGACUCUUUGAGGCUCUGGAAGUCGGAGCCAUCCCAGUGAUUCUUGGAGAACAAGUUCAGCUGCCCUAUCAUGAUAUGAUCCGGUGGAACGAGGCAGCCUUAAUCAUACCAAAGCCACGUAUCACAGAAGUGCACUUUCUUCUGAGAAGCAUUUCUGACAAUGAUCUCCUUACCAUGAGGAGGCAGGGCCGCUUCUUGUGGGAGACCUACUUCUCCACCUCUGACAAUGUAUUCAGCACAGUCUUAGCCAUCAUAAGGACUCGAAUUCAAAUCCCGGCUGCUCCUAUUCGAGAAGAAACUGCAGUGGAGAUUCCUCACCGCUCUGGCAAAGCUGCUGGUACUGACCCCAACAUGGCAGACAAUGGUGACUUAGACCUGGGGCCUGUGGAAACAGAACCACCCUAUGCAUCUCCCAAAUACCUUCGCAAUUUUACUCUCACAGCAAUGGAUAUCUACAGGAAUUGGAAUUCAGCUCCAGGUCCUUUCCACCUCUUUCCACAUACACCCUUUGAUCCCAUUUUACCUUCAGAAGCUAAGUUCCUUGGGUCUGGGACUGGAUUUCGACCAAUUGGAGGAGGAGCAGGUGGUUCUGGGAAAGAGUUCCAAGCUGCCUUGGGUGGCAAUGUCCCAAGGGAGCAGUUCACAGUAGUCAUGUUAACCUACGAGCGGGAGGAAGUGUUAAUGAACUCCCUAGAGAGACUCAAUGGACUCCCUUACUUAAAUAAAGUUGUAGUAGUGUGGAACUCCCCCAAACUUCCGUCCGAAGACCUCUUGUGGCCAGACAUUGGUGUCCCAAUCAUGGUAAGAAAUACCCAAAUGCUCAAUUUGGUUUAACAUUUUUACGGUGGGAAAUAACUUAGACAGUUUUAUCAGUUCUGUAACUUGGUGCAUCUGCCUAGACAUCCAGCGUUGUGCUGAAGUUUGUUGUUAUACUGUGGCC